CUUCUUUACUUAUUAUCAACUUACUUACAUACUACAUAUUCCCGGUAGACCCACACAGAUAAACCAGCAACAAUAGUAAUGCAAGGAAAAUAAGAACAGUAUUACCUACAUCCUCCGACAUCUCGCCAACAUAGUCCGAAAAGCUGGACUCGCACUGGUCCAUCUUGGGCCGACGGCGUACCACCAAUCGCUUGCUUGACCAACACCUAUUUGUUCACUUCAUCCGACUCGCCACAGCUACCUGUCGUCGUCCAUUAUUGUUAAAGCCGCCAUCAGCGUAUCCGUACCAUACAUUGUUGGCAGUCCAGAGCCGCAUACAAUGUUCGGUGACGCCUCUCAUCACGUUUUUGAGAUAGCGCUAGCUCUUGCAGUCUGCCUGUCCAUUGGCUUCACAUUAUUCUUGCUCACCUUGCCCUCGCGAUACGAUCCCUACAAGAAUAGGGCACCUGGCAAUUCCGCUGAGGGCGAAGAUGAUGGCAAGCAGUCGGAUGCAGAAGGGAAGGUCCCUGGUAAAAGCCUAUGGGGAGCGGGCAAGACCUUCCAAAUUGUCGUCUUAGGCGACAUUGGCAGGUCUCCCAGAAUGCAGUAUCAUGCCAUAAGUAUUGCAAAGCACGGCGGGAAGGUAUUCUUGAUCGGAUACAAUGAGUCCGAAAUCCACCCGGACAUUCUAUCAAAUCCCCAUGUGAAGAUUGUGCCACUUUCUCCUGCACCAGCUAUUCUUCGCUCUAGCAGCAAGAUUCUCUUUCCAAUUCUUGCACCUCUCAAGGUUAUAUGGCAGACAAGCAAUCUCUACUAUGCUUUAUGCUAUCGAACAGAACCCGGGAGGUGGAUGCUCGUUCAGAACCCACCCUCGAUUCCAACACUGGCCAUUGCAACAAUUGUAUCUUUCAUUCGCAACACUAACCUAGUGAUCGACUGGCAUAACUUUGGAUACUCAAUUCUAGGCCUCAAACUCGGACCGCGCCAUCCUCUUGUCAAGAUAUCCGCGCUUUACGAGAAACUAUUCUCCCGAUUCGCAUCCCACCAUAUCACCGUCACCAAUGCCAUGGCCCGCGUCCUCAAGAACGACUACGGCGCACAAGCCGUAACCCUCCACGACAGGCCAGCAUCCUUAUUCCAGCCAAUCUCCUCCCAAGCCCGCACCUCAUUCCUCACUCGCCUCCCGGAGACAUCCUCCUAUGCCCAAGACCUCACAUCCGAUUCCACUUCCACCCCCUGGAGACUGCUGGUAAGCUCCACAUCCUGGACUGCAGACGAAGACUUCUCCCUCCUCCUCGACGCCCUAUGCGCCUACUCCGCGCAAGCAACCUCGAAACCCAACCUCCCCAAGAUCCUCGCCAUCAUCACAGGAAAAGGUCCCCAGAAAGAACACUACCUCUCGCGAAUCGCCUCCCUCAACCAGGAAGGCAAGCUCAAAAACGUCGUAAUCAGCACAGCGUGGCUCACACCCGAGGAUUAUGCACUCCUACUCGCGUCCGCAGACCUCGGCGUCUCGUUGCACACUUCAUCGUCCGGCGUGGACUUGCCGAUGAAAGUUGUCGACAUGUUCGGCGCGGGACUUCCUGUGGUUGGGUGGGGGAAGUUCGAGGCUUGGCCUGAACUCGUCAAGGAAGACGUCAAUGGGAAGGGUUUUGGCAGUUCGGAUAAAUUGUGGCAGUUAUUAGUUAAUCUUUUUGAGGAUAGAGACGGUCUGCUGGCUACUUUGAAGGAGGGAGCUCUGAAGGAAAGCGAGUAUAGGUGGGACGGGGAAUGGGAUAGCGUUGGGGGAAAAUUAUUUCAACUUUUGUAGGAUGGCUGAAAAAUUAGAGAAAUGGAACAUCC
This is a messenger RNA of Aaosphaeria arxii CBS 175.79, 1821 nucleotides long. Its product is annotated as glycosyltransferase family 33 protein. Gene Ontology annotation, cellular component: endoplasmic reticulum. The transcript is spliced from 3 exons. Lineage: Eukaryota; Fungi; Ascomycota; Dothideomycetes; Pleosporales. Bases 320 to 1789 code for a protein of 489 amino acids. Gene Ontology annotation, molecular function: mannosyltransferase activity. The record is from RefSeq and is a predicted model, not a curated record.